Molecule: messenger RNA, 1072 nt
Organism: Cajanus cajan (pigeon pea)
Lineage: Eukaryota; Viridiplantae; Streptophyta; Magnoliopsida; Fabales; Fabaceae
Source: RefSeq, a predicted model, not a curated record
AAAGCGUAGCCAUUGCCCAUACCUCAUUCAGUCUCUGCGCCUCACCAAAAUCACGACUCACUGGUCUCUGCUUUGUUAUAACCUCUUUCUGUUUCUCUCUUCCGAACCGAACCGAACCGGCAUGGGUCUCUCCGGUCCCAACCGAAAACUCUCCGCCACAGAGCGCUUCCUCGGUGUUCCAUCUCACGCGCCGCCGCAUUUCCCUUCCGUCGCCAACGACGACUUCCACGAGGACGACGUCGUUUUCUUCAGCGGUGACUACAGCGCCUCCACUCCUUCGUCUUCCACGUCCUCCUCUUCCUCCGCCACUCCUAACCACCUUAUCCACCACCACCACCACCACCACGACGGCAUCCUCGCCGCGCUCCCCGAGAACGAAACCUCCCGCAACCUCCGGAACGUUUCGCAGCACUUUCACAAGGCGUCAAUCUCCUCCAUAUCCUCCUCUUCCUCUCGCACCAAUCCCUCCAUUCCGCGGCCUCCGACGCCGGCGCAACCGUCGUCCGUCAAUUUCCACCAUUCCGCGCCCGUGAACGUCCCGAUCUUGUCGAUGAAGGCGCGCCGGCGGCACCUUGAGUUCGACGAAGACGACGAGGAGGAGGAAGAAGAGGAGAUGAUGCCUCCGCACGAAAUCGUAGCGAGAAACUCAUCGCAAUCGCCAAUGCUCGCUUGUUCGGUUCUGGAAGGGAUAGGGAGAACGCUGAAAGGGAGGGACCUGCGUCAGGUUCGAAAUGCCGUUUGGCGCCAAACAGGUUUCCUCGGUUGAUUCAUUCAAUUCAAAUUCUUCGGCUAGGGUUUAAUUUUCCCGCAUUUAUUGAUUUCUAUGCGUCUGAAUUUGUCCCGGACUCGUGGAUUUCCCUAUCUUUCGUAAUUCCUAGUGUUCCAUCACUUUAUCGUUUUCGUUUUUCUUUAUCUGCCUGAGAAAAUGUGAAAUAUGCACUCACGUAAGGAGAUAAUUAACAAUGGUGGAGUGUAGAGAGAAAAUUAGAAAAUGAAUUUUAGGUCCUCGACUAAAUAGAGUGUUGUUCGAGUUUUAUUUAAGUAAUUAAGUGAAGAUUAGUGAAUGAUUUUA